Messenger RNA from Blepharisma stoltei, 1334 nucleotides. NCBI's taxonomy places the organism in Eukaryota, Ciliophora, Heterotrichea, Heterotrichida, Blepharismidae. The record is from the annotation of a GenBank genome assembly.
AUGAUUACAAUAACAGGUAUCAAACCAUCCAUAAAAGGUUAUUUAAGAACACGCCGCAUCGUUCUUCAUCCAAUUUUUAUUUUAAUGCAGGUAUCCGCUCCAUAGCUUUGCAUUGGUGUAUGAAUCAAUUACAAAAAGAAAGCCUUCGAACAAUUAAACCUGAGCUUCGUAAAUAAUAGUUAGGUGUUCUUCGAAUGUGUUGUAGAUUUGAUAGCUACUCUCAUUCUCCUCACUGGAGUCUUUUCAGUGAGGAAGGCGAGAAAUUUCUUUAUGGGUGGCAAAAUUACUCACAUUUUACUGGCAAUGCUUUCUGGGAUACUUUGUGUAUUUUCAGCACAAUUAUUUUUUUGCAUUGGAUUAAAAUAAAUUAUAUUCACACAAAUAUUGCUAUUAAAAAAAUCUAGAUUAUAUACAAUUGGGCUUUAUAAUUUUUCCUAAUUUAUAUAAUAAAAUAUAUACGUCUGGUGGGAUCACAGCGCCUUGAAUGCUGGUUACCCCUAGUGUUGUUGGUCUUUUAGGUAUGAUUUUAAAGUACGAAUCCAGAAAAACUUUGAAAAUUUUCGGAGUUACUAUUUCCUUAAUUGGCGUGCUCUCCUUUAUUGGCAUUGACUUUUUCUAUGAAGAAUAUAUCAGUUUUGUAGGAACUCUAUCAUUAAUGAUCCACGCAAUAGCUCUUGCAGUUGGCUUAUUAUUAUGAAGGAAAUUAUUAAAAAUUUAUAAGCAUCCACCUCUGGUAGUCUCAACAUGGGCAGUAGGAACAGGCACCAUUUGCAUGAUUUUUGCUUAUUUAUCGCAGGAGCUCUGGUGGAUUGUCCCUCCUGAUUUUGAAAAUGACAUUUCUCAAAGCUAUGCUAAAUAAUAAAUGAAAGCAUUAUUACUGAUUAGCUGUUUGGCUAUUUCCUAUAUAAAUAUAGGAUAACAAUAAUCUGUAGGAAUAUUUAUAUUCUCCAUAAGUAUAUCAUAUUUUUGGGGUAAUCGUCACCAUUUCUGUAGCUUAUGCAUGCAACUAUGGAAUCCUCGCCUGAGCUACCAGAAGGUCUGCGAUUUCUGUUGUCGCCUUAUAUGCUAGCGCAAGACCAUUAUUUACAGAAACAUUAAGCUUCAUUAUUUCGCGUCAUUACACAACAAUUGAGAUGAUAAUUUCUAGCAUCCUCAUGGUAAUGGUCUUAUGUGGGCUACUUUUGAACUCAUAUAGCAAAAAGAAGGAAAAAGGAUCAAUUAUAAGGAAGCAAUAUCAAAAGACUGAAGGGAAGCUGAGGACGAUUUUUUCUACUGUGGUUGUAGGAUUUCAAGAGCCUGUUAAUACAGCUCCUUUGUAUAAACGAUUAGUUUAG